AUGAACUCCCUCCAGGUUUCCGUCGCCGUCUCGGCCGUCGCCUCGGCCUUUCACAGCGGAGCCGAGCUGCUCAAGCAGCUGAAGAAGCAGCGCAAGAAGAGAAGGGGUGAAGAAGCCUUCCGGGAAAAGGCCUUGUUGGAGUCUCUGGAAAAUGGCGAGACUCAGAUUGAGCAGCGCUACGCUCAGGACUGCCAGGAGCUGGGCCAGUCCGUCCGCAUAGGCGACGCAAUUGCCCGCGAACGUCUGCUCCACAUCGCAGUCUCUCUCCAAUCCGACGUCAUCAGGAGCUUGCAGAUUGCCACGCGCAACGACUCGGCCGUUGUCGAUCUCACUGCCUUGCACGAGGCUUCGGUCAUGCUCAGGCGCGACACUCUGACCGCUCUCGCCGAAUUGCGCCAACGCGCCUUCAACGACAUGCCCUCGGAAUACCGCCAGAGAUUGAACAGCGAUGCCGCAUAUUCACCCUCCACCAGCAGCAUCCAGAGGUCGUCUCUUAGCAACAGCCAACGGUCGCGCUCCUCGACCAAUUACUCCGACAAUCUUCCGCCCGCCGUCACCAUCCUCAACACCGAGGAGAAGCCCAAGAGUGUCCUCUCGAGGGUCUUUUCUCACCGGAGGAGCUCGUCUGCUCUAACCUCGCAAUCUAGCAACUCGAGCAAUUCCGAAAAGAGGAACUCUGGCUACAACCUGACGUCAAAUUUUCCGUGGAUGUCGGAUCGCACCCCCCAGGAACAUCAAGAUAUGGUCAGCCCGCAAACGCACGAGCUUCCUGCCGAAGUCCCGGUGAGGCUGCGCCCUCCGAUGGACCCUCCGCCACCGCCGGCCUACUCUCCCAGCAGGUUCAAUCGCAGCCCGUUCGACUCGGAUAGAAAGUUCGAUCCUACUCACUUCCCGGACAGCCCCCGCCCCAUUCACCCUCUUGAAAGGGAGUCGAUGGACCAGCAGCAGAUCGAAGCCUUGAGCCUGGAUGCCGCAGUGCAAGCCCCGCCCAGCGUAGUGAGGACGUCAGCAGAUGUCAACGAAGCCUUCAAUCAGUGCUUGGGCUCCUUGAGGCUGGACCAAGGACUGCGGCCCACGUCUUGGCUCAGUUCCAGCGCGUCUAUUUCGUCCUCUAGCCACUACUCCACAUCCGAGAACGCCACGGGGGACAAUGUGACCAUCUCAUCCGCCAACUGUAGCGGUGACGAUUGUGCGUCUCUCGCGGUGACGGUUGCACCACCGCGACAACGCCACAGUUACACCUCUAUCCAGAACAGUAGCCCUUUCAGCACCGAGCCCCCGCCAAACGAGCUGACCUCACCGCCAUGUACGGCGACCACGAUGCAGUCGCACAACCGCGCAUUUUCCGCUCCUACCGUCACCGUCAUCCCGCCACCUCCCCAGACCCAGGCUCCACCCGUACUCUCCCCGUCAGCUCCCGUAGUACCAAUGCUUGGCCGUCCUUGCAAAGCCAACAACUAUUACAACUUCUGCAAAGGUGCUUGGUCCCUUCGCGAAGAGUUUAAGAAAGGCCUUACGACGCGGAAUAAGCCGGUCGGCAUGUACACUUCCUGCCUGGUCUGGCAGUGCAAAGAAUGCAACUUCGAGGGCCCAUCCUUCGGCAACAAGAAGCCGUACACGACUGACCCGCGCACUUACACUUUUGUUCACGAGCGAGCUGGCAGCGGCAUGCCAGUCACUGUCAAGUACAAGUGGCUCUUCCUGGCGAAGAGCCACGUCAAGAUCAAGUCGGGCCUCCUUCGCCCGACCGCCACGGAAAACGAGCAGACUAUCGCCAGCCUCAAUGGCUUCCUCGGCAACAACCACCAUCAAGCCCCAAGCUCGUGCGACCUGUCUUCAAGAGACAACAGCGCCGUCGAUGAUGGGAAGUACCUCCAUAAGCCGGGCUACAGCUACGGCUGCUCCUUCUGCUGCGCCGAGGGCCGCGUCACGAGCGUAUACGGCACCGCUGAGACGCUUCUCGGGCACGUCGCCGAGGCCCAUGCCGGUCCCGCUGUGGCGGGGCGGCAGCAGUUGAGCGCGGACGCGCUGGCGCGGACCAAGUGCGUCAUCGGACGUGCGCCAGAGAAGAGUGAGGAGUGGGAUGUUUGGUUCCCUGGGUUUCAGGCGCAGGGGGUGAUGCCUUUGGCCUUUUAG
This is a messenger RNA of Diplodia corticola, 2136 nucleotides long. RefSeq lists its product as uncharacterized. Bases 1 to 2136 code for a protein of 711 amino acids. The record is from RefSeq and is a predicted model, not a curated record. Lineage: Eukaryota; Fungi; Ascomycota; Dothideomycetes; Botryosphaeriales; Botryosphaeriaceae. The transcript has 2 exons.